Molecule: messenger RNA, 5263 nt
Organism: Oncorhynchus kisutch (coho salmon)
Lineage: Eukaryota; Metazoa; Chordata; Actinopteri; Salmoniformes; Salmonidae
Gene: klhl6
Product: kelch-like family member 6
Exons: 8
Coding region: 208-2046 (612 amino acids)
Molecular function (GO): protein binding
Source: RefSeq, a predicted model, not a curated record
ACCUGACAGGAAGAGAUGAUAAACACACUCACACACACUGUUAAGUUCUGUGUUGUGGUGAAUGUGCGUUCAAGGGCUGGUGUGUAUUGUCUCCAUUCUCUGGGAAAAGUAUGCAAAGUUGUGUGUUGAGUGUGUCCCGCAGUAUGUGCGUGUCUGCGGAGAUAGGAGUUUGUGUUGUGUGUUGUUAAUGGGGCUCUCAUUGUGAGGAUGAGUGACUCGUUGGAGAGGACCACCGACACCCCUCUGCCUGGGCCCUCAGAGAAAACCCCCAGAGAGGGCUCUGACCCUGGGGAAGAGGGUGAAGGGGGUGAUGGAAGUGGGAUGCGUUGGGAAGAUGGAGGCCUGUCUGUGGAGCUUCAGAGGGGGAUGGAGACGCUUCGUGUGAGUGGAGAGCUGACCGACGUGACUCUGCGAGUUCAGGAACAGGACUUCCCCUGCCACAGAGCUGUGCUCGCCGCCGCCAGCCACUACUAUAGGGCGAUGUUCUGCAGUGGUCUGAGAGAGAGUCAUGAGAAGCAGGUGGAGAUUAAAGGGGUGGACAGUGAGACCAUGAAGACUCUACUGGACUACACCUAUACCAGCCGAGCCACCAUCACACACACCAACGUCCAGAGAACACUGGAGGCCGCCAGCCUGUUCCAGUUUCCUCGUGUAGUGGAGGCCUGUGCAGGGUUCCUGGCUGACUCUCUCCAGCCAGAGAGCUGUGUAGGUGUACUGCGUCUGGCUGAGGCCCAUUCAUUACCUGCACUGAGAGACAGGGUCCAGGACUACCUGGUUUCAGAGUUCUCCAGAGUGGUUCAGCAUGAGGAGUACCUGGAGCUGCCAGUGGGGGCGCUGCAGAGCGCUCUGAAGAGAGACGACCUGGGAGUGACACGGGAGGAGAGUGUGUUUGAGGCUCUGAUGCGCUGGGUGCGAGCAAAGGAGGAGGAGAGAUGCCUCCUACUAGCUGGUCUUCUGUCAUACGUGCGUCUGCCACUGCUGGAGCCGGCUUACUUCCUGGAAACGGUGGAGGCCGACCAGCUGAUUCGCCGCUGUGACGAGGCCUUCACCCUACUGCAGGAGGCCCGCACCUACCACCUGUCAGGCAACGAGGUGGUCACGGAGCGUACCAAGCCUCGUUUACAGCACUACCUAUCUGAGGUGUUCAUGAUCAUCGGUGGCUGCACCAAAGAGGAGCGCUUCGUUGCCACUGUGACCUGCCUUGACCCUCUGCGCCGCAGCCGGCUGGAAGUCGCCAAGCUGCCAAUCACAGAGAUGGAGGAGGAGUCCCACAACCGGAAGUGGGUGGAGUUUGCUUGUGUCACCUUCCGGAAUGAAGUGUUCAUAUCCGGAGGAAAAGAGACACAGCACGAGGCGUGGAAGUACAACGGUGCCCUGGACAGGUGGAUCCCCAUUGAGCCACUGGUGACUGGGCGCUGGAGACACAAGAUGGCGGUUCACGGGGGGAAGGUGUAUGCCCUGGGGGGGUUCGAUGGGACUCAGAGACUCACCAGCGUGGAAGCCUACGACACAUUUCACAACCGCUGGACACCGGCCCCGCCCCUCCUGUUGGGCGUCAGCUCAUUCGCUGCAGCAAGCUUCAAUAAGUGGAUUUUUGCGAUCGGGGGAGGGCCCAACGGGAAGCUGGCCACUGAUAGGCUGCAGUGCUGGGAGCCAGGGACUGAGAGCUGGGGCCUGCGGUCGCCCAUGCCCAUCGAGGCUAAAUGUACUAAUGCUGUCACCUUCAGAGAACGCAUCUAUGUAGUUGGCGGUGCCAUGCAUGCUCUGUACUGCUACUCCCCCCAGUCAGACAGCUGGUCUAUGGUGACCCGGCUGGGCGAGAGGGCGAGCUGCGCCAUCGCAGCCUGUAACAACAAACUAUUCAUCACUGGUGGCCGUGACGACAAGAACCAGGUCAUCUCCACGGUGAUGUGCUGGGACCCAGUCACAACCACAAUGACAGAGGAAUGUGUGUUACCGCUUGGUGUCUCUCACCACGGAAGCGUCACACUCCACAAGUCCUACACGCACAUACACAGGAUAGCACCUGCAACCGUGUCGGUGUGACAGAGAGCUGGGACUAUGUGUGUGAGAAUGAAUGUGUGGAGAAAAACAUAGGUGGAUGAGGAGCAUGGACUGUGUGUGGGUGUCGGCUUUUUUACUUAUUGUAAGUUGUCUGUGAAAUAACUAAAUGUAAUGCUGAGUUUAGUCUCAUAACAUUUUUAAAAGUGUAAUAUCACAUACAAACCGGUACCACUAAAUACAUCUAAAAAUGCCAUUUGCAUGAGUUGACUUUCUAUCUGUAUUGUGGGAGUGUUCUGUCAGAACACAGAGGCAUCUAUUCAUGUGCUGAAUUCACACCCAACCCACGGUUUUCACACCCACAUUACCCAGUUAUAACCUCUCUGUCUUUCACAGCAGAUGUACAGUUUGUGGUUAUUAUGGUUUCAUAACUACCUUGAAUCUACGCACUCUUUCUCUUCUCUCACUAACACUUCUCUUUUCCUACUAGCACUGACUUUACUGAUAUUACUUAAUUGAGGAGAAAUGUGACAGUGAUAUGUGGUUUUCUCACCUAGCUAUCUUAAAAUGAAUGUAGGGAUCAUAAAAUGUAUUUACCUCAUGUAACAUUAGACUUGAAUUUUCAUGCCAAUUUUCGUACCAGGGUUACCUGGGAGAAAAUGUAUUAUUAUCGGGAUGGAACAUUUGUAAAAUCCAAGGAAAAUAUUCAACCCUAAUAUGAACCAUGAGGGGCAGGCAUAAGUGACACUGGACUAGCACAGACACCACAGUCUUUAAGGUGUCUAUAGCAAGGUUUCCAUCCAAUUGGCAACAGAUUUCUAUGCAAAUAUUCUCAAAAUUGCACAAAACAAAAUAUGAGCAUGUCAUGGUUUCCUUUAAGAACAUUUGGCGCCGAACAAUGUGACAACGAAGAUUUUAAUUUACCAGACAUUUGAGAAAUGUACUGGACAUCCAUAUUCAGAUCCGACUUGGCGCAGGCAGCACCAUCUAUAAAUUGGCCAAAUGAGCCACAUUUAGAACCUAAAUGUCCUUAAAAACAGCCUAUAAGAAAUUACAAAAACACUGUGUCUUGUGUUUAGAUGUGUAGCAUAUGCAAAGCUUUACAGACUAUUUUUGUUAGUGUUUUUUAUAAUACUUUCCUAAAAAAAUGAUUGUCUACCUCAGGUUCCGCUGUUGAGAUUUGAGCACUAAAUGCUUCAGGGCAUUGCAUGAAUAUACUGCAGACCUAUAGACUUAGGUGUCCACUGUAUGAUAUUAAUAUAAAAGAUAUAGCCUAUAUAAAGGAAGAGAAGUUUAGGCCUAUCCCCAGAGAGAUAGAGAGAUAGGAAGAGAAGUUUAGGCCUAUCCCCAGAGAGAUAGAGAGAUAGGAAGAGAAGUUUAGGCCUAUCCCCAGAGAGAUAGGAAGAGAAGUUUAGGCCUAUCCCCAGAGUGAUAGAGAGAUAGGAAGAGAAGUUUAGGCCUAUCCCCAGAGAGAUAGAGAGAUAGGAAGAGAAGUUUAGGCCUAUCCCCAGAGAGAUAGAGAGAUAGGAAGAGAAGUUUAGGCCUAUCCCCAGAGUGAUAGAGAGAUAGGAAGAGAAGUUUAGGCCUAUCCCCAGAGUGAUAGAGAGAUAGGAAGAGAAGUUUAGGCCUAUCCCCAGAAUGAUAGAGAGAUAGGAAGAGAAGUUUAGGCCUAUCCCAGAGUGAUAGAGAGAUAGGAAGAGAAGUUUAGGCCUAUCCCCAGAGAGAUAGAGAGAUAGGAAGAGAAGUUUAGGCCUAUCCCCAGAGUGAUAGAGAGAUAGGAAGAGAAGUUUAGGCCUAUCCCCAGAGUGAUAGAGAGAUAGGAAGAGAAGUUUAGGCCUAUCCCCAGAGUGAUAGAGAGAUAGGAAGAGAAGUUUAGGCCUAUCCCCAGAGUGAUAGAGAGAUAGGAAGAGAAGUUUAGGCCUAUCCCCAGAGUGAUAGAGAGAUAGGAAGAGAAGUUUAGGCCUAUCCCCAGAGUGAUAGAGAGAUAGGAAGAGAAGUUUAGGACUAUCCCCAGAGUGAUAGAGAGAUAGGAAGAGAAGUUUAGGCCUAUCCCCAGAGUGAUAGAGAGAUAGGAAGAGAAGUUUAGGCCUAUCCCCAGAGUGAUAGAGAGAUAGGAAGAGAAGUUUAGGCCUAUCCCCAGAGUGAUAGAGAGAUAGGAAGAGAAGUUUAGGCCUAUCCCCAGAAUGAUAGAGAGAUAGGAAGAGACGUUUAGGCCUAUCCCCAGAGUGAUAGAGAGAUAGGAAGAGAAGUUUAGGCCUAUCCCCAAAGCGAUAGAGAGAUAGGAAGAGACGUUUAGGCCUAUCCCCAGAGCAAUAGAGAGAUAGAGAUAUGGUAUUGGCAUGUGGCUCUAGCCAACGGCUUGAAGAUACAUUGCAGGCAUAGCCUACUACAUGAGAUUAUUAUGGACGAAAGUGCAAGAUUCUUUUUUUUGGUCAAACGGCGGCCAAGCAUCGAUCGUCAUGUCACCAGAAUAAGACCCUCCACAUUUAUUGAAAGGAGCAUCAACCUCCUCACUGUACACUUUCACCACCCUGUGAAGUUCAUCAUAACUUAUUUCAUCUGUAGCCUAAUAAACUGCAUGCUAAUGUGGUGACAUUUUUCAUCUGACAUAUUGGGUACUUUACUCACAUAAAAAGGUUGGAUUGAAAACGGGUUAAUGUCAAGACUUUUUGAGGAUGCUGGAAUAAUAUUUCAGAUGAACUUGUGCAAGCCUACAGGAUAUUUUUUAAAUAGCCUCUUCAGAAUAAAACAUUAUGACUGGUUGUGUUUAUGCCACAUAUAAAAGGUAAUACAUUUAAAAAGUUAAAUUAUAAAUAUUUAGGUUAUAUUGAAGUGUUAGAUUCUAGGUGCGCGAGGAAUAGCCACUCGGAUUGGAGAGGAGGAUGAGCAUGUGUUAAGAUUUCCUGAAUAACUGGGCCUGCCUUGAGCACACUGCAUGUGGACACAUUAGGACGACUUGGGAGAAUGAUGAUCUGAAACAGACAGCACAUUCAGUAUCAGAAGAAAAAAUACAGCCAGACUUGUCUGCUAUUAUACUGUAAACUGUUGAGAGUAGACCCAACUGAUCCAAAUCGAAUGAAACAUUCAAAUCACAGGGCUUUUGAGCCAUUAUUCAAAUGGCAUUUUCACUGCAGCCUAGACUAGAAUUUUGUACUCACUUGAAAAAGAUAAUACAAUUAUUCAUUGCAUUGUGGUGUUGCAGGCUACUAUAGUCUAGGUAGGGUAAUUGUCCCUAACCAAUAUCAAUAAAGGAGAUUUUCAA